AUGGAGGAGGCAACGGUGCGGGUGUUCUGGUCACCGUCACCGCCAGCCCAUGAAGUCACCUGCGUUGCGGUGGAUGCGGAAGGGGCCUUCUUGUAUACCGGUGGCUCAGAUGGAGCCAUCAUCAGGUGGCAGCUGGGCAUAGCCGCCGCGCCGAAAGCAUGCGUCAUGUUGGUCGGCCACAACCUACCUAUCCGCUGCCUUGUGCCUGGCUUAAGAGAGGGACGCGGUGAGGGCUACAUGGGGGAGGGCGAAGAUCCCGCCGGGGACCCCUCCUCCUCCUGGGGCGGCGGCGGCGGCGGCGGCUACCGGUUUCUGUUGAGCGUUGACGAUGGCGGCGUGUGCUGUCUGUGGCGGGAGCCUUGUGGGCGCUGUGAGCUGCGGCGGCGGAUACCGCAGCUAGGGCGGGCGGUGUUUGCACAG
Messenger RNA from Volvox carteri f. nagariensis, 420 nucleotides. RefSeq lists its product as uncharacterized. NCBI's taxonomy places the organism in Eukaryota, Viridiplantae, Chlorophyta, Chlorophyceae, Chlamydomonadales, Volvocaceae. Gene Ontology annotation, molecular function: protein binding. Gene Ontology annotation, cellular component: cytoplasm. The record is from RefSeq and is a predicted model, not a curated record. The annotation marks the transcript as partial. The transcript has 3 exons.